Molecule: messenger RNA, 1559 nt
Organism: Pyrus x bretschneideri (Chinese white pear)
Lineage: Eukaryota; Viridiplantae; Streptophyta; Magnoliopsida; Rosales; Rosaceae
Product: F-box/kelch-repeat protein At3g06240
Exons: 2
Coding region: 331-1413 (360 amino acids)
Molecular function (GO): protein binding
Source: RefSeq, a predicted model, not a curated record
AUUCGACUUGACGUCAUUUUCCCUUCUUUUGUUGACUUCGUUUUUAUUUCUUUAUUUCUUUCCAUUUUCCGGAGCGAGAGAGAGAGACUGGUCCCCAAAACCCCAAAUAGAAGUAUGGAAUGAGAGUAUUUGGCGGUGCCGAUUGAGAUAGAAGAAGAAGAAGAAGCCCAAGGCACGAGCUAGCAGAGAGAAGGAGACGGAGAGAAAGAUUGGCACUGUCACUGGAUUUGCAGAAGAAAAAAAAACCCCACCCUUGUUUUCUGGAGGAGAAGGGAACAAGGAGUUUGAAAAUCACUAAGCCAUUGCCAAGUACUGAACUUUUAGGCAUCAAUGCAAAACCUGUUUUUGACCCCGAAAAAAAUGUCAAACGGCCCAAACCUUUCAGAAGAUAUCAUUGAAGACAUUCUCUCUAGACUUCCUGUGAAGUCUGUGUGUAGAUUCCGGUGUGUAUCGAAGUUAUGGCUCCAUCUCACCACUCAACCCCACUUCAUCCAAGCUCACCUGAAGAGAACCCAGAGUCGCAAACUCCUUAUCAGUUCUACAAAUUCUCUCUUCUCCUUGGACCAUCUCGCACCUAUAGAUGAUGAUUUGUUACCCCUGGAGCUUGAUUUUCCACUCAAGGGCGGCCAACCCCUCCUUCCUUUGAUCCAAACCUUUGGUUCGUGUAAUGGAUUGGUCUGCAUUAUGCCCGUGCCAGAAAAAUUCUUUAUAUUCAAUCCUACCACCAGAGAUUGCUUGAGGGUACCGGAUUGCCCCAUGCCGAUUCAUGUUUGUCCUGGACAAGACAGCCGUAAUGGUUAUCAUAGGCACAGUUUUGGUUAUGCUCCUUCUAUCAAUGACUACAAGUUUGUGAAGGUUGCUUAUGGAUGCAUGGUGCAUGUGUUUUCACUGAAAAACAAUUCAUGGAAAAGGGUUCAAGAUUUUCCUUACAAACAUCUUCUGGACGAUUCCACAACAUUUCUCAAUGGAGCUGUGCACUGGUUAUGUGACCCCGUCGGAGUUGGAGCUACCUAUGUCAUUGCUGCAUUUGAUUUAGCAGAAGAGAAGUUCUUAGACUUGGCACCACCUGAUUCAGUCACAAAUCAUACUAGAUUUACGAUUGGCGUUUUGGGAGGGUGCCUUUGUUUGCUACACAAGAGCAGUAUGAAGCAACACUCGUUUUGGGUCAUGAAAGAGUAUAAUGUGAAGGAGUCUUGGACGAGGAUCUUGAUCACUGACUCAUAUUUUUCUCUACAGCCGUUGUGUUACUGGAAGGAUGGCAAGAUAUUACUGGUGAGAAAUCGAAAGCAAUUACUACUGUGCAACACGAAGAACGGAACUUGUAAAAAGUUCUUGGUAAAUGGCCUUCCGUUUCCCAUCUUUGCUGACGUGUAUGUGGAGAGCCUGGUGUCUCCAAACUUUCAGCAGAACUAGUGAUUGCGUGUUUAAACCAGUGCGUACGUUUCUACCUCUUUCGGUCUAUGCAUCUUUUGUGUUUGCUACCCAAUUCUUGUAUGGAACUCAGCAAGUUUAUGUUUUGUUGUUAAUGAAGUUGUUCUCUUGUGUUUGCUUUGGUGAAA